Budorcas taxicolor (takin) is the source of this 1010-nucleotide messenger RNA. It is a transcript of the gene MAIP1, whose product is annotated as matrix AAA peptidase interacting protein 1. The coding region runs from base 13 to 888 and encodes 291 amino acids. Lineage: Eukaryota; Metazoa; Chordata; Mammalia; Artiodactyla; Bovidae. Gene Ontology annotation, biological process: inner mitochondrial membrane organization; protein insertion into mitochondrial inner membrane from matrix. Gene Ontology annotation, molecular function: ribosome binding. Gene Ontology annotation, cellular component: mitochondrial inner membrane. The record is from RefSeq and is a predicted model, not a curated record. The transcript has 5 exons.
AAGGUCACCAAAAUGGCGCUGGCCGUCCGUCUUUUACCCCGCUUGCUACUUUCUCGGCCUCUACCGGGCUGCGCUGCCCGGCUCCGGACUCUCGGUUCACCCGAGGUGAAGCGCCCAUUGUCUGGACUUUGCUGCUUCUGCCGCCGCCGCCUCGGCUCGGGAGCAGCCCCAUUUCCUCGAGUCUCUUGGGCCUCCGCGGCCUUGGCCCUGUCUGCUCGGUAUCCUCAGCGUCCCUUGCUCAGCCCCCUGGAAGUCGCCUCAACCCUCCCCAUUUUCCCUUCUUGCCCCCGGCGAACCUACAGCACCGAGGAGCAACCCCAGCAGCGUCAGAAAACCAAAAUGAUCAUUCUGGGGUUCUCCAACCCCAUCAACUGGGUUCGGACUCGAAUUUACUCCUUCCUUAUCUGGGCCUAUUUCGACCAAGAGUUCAGCAUUACAGAGUUCUCAGAAGGAGCGAAGCAGGCUUUUGCUCAUGUGUCCAAAUUGCUGUCACAGUGUAAGUUUGAUCUAUUGGAAGAACUUGUGGCCAAAGAGACUCUACGUGUAUUGAAAGAAAAGGUUACUUCACUACCUGACAACCAUAAACAUGCGCUUGCUGCUGACAUAGAUGAAAUUGUGUACACAUCAACAGGAGACAUCUCCAUUUACUAUGAUGAGAAAGGAAGGAAGUUUGUUAACAUCCUGAUGUGCUUUUGGUAUCUAACCAGUGCCAACAUCCCCAGUGAAGCCAUAAGUGGAGCCCGUGUGUUCCAGGUUAAGUUGGGGGAUCAGAAUGUGGAAACUAAACAACUUCUUAGUGCAAGCUAUGAAUUUCAGAGAGAGUUUACACAAGGAGUAAAGCCUGACUGGACCAUUGCACGGAUUGAACACCCAAAGUUAUUAGAAUAAUUGUUCUUGGAAAAAUCAGCUUAUUGAACUUUUGGCAAUUACUGUGAAAGACUAAAGAAGAAAAAAUUUUCAGAUCAAUUGAUCUUCACUUAAUCAAGUUUGUGGAUUACUUUUGUAUUAUU